Messenger RNA from Rangifer tarandus platyrhynchus (Svalbard reindeer), 333 nucleotides. Lineage: Eukaryota; Metazoa; Chordata; Mammalia; Artiodactyla; Cervidae. The record is from the annotation of a GenBank genome assembly.
AUGUAUGAGGGAUCCAACUUUUCUGCCCCCUCACCAGCAUUUCUUAUUAUCUGUAUUUCCAGAAACAGUCAUCCUAGUGAGAGAAAGCAGCAUCUCGUUGUGGUUUUGAUUUGCAUUGCCCUGAUGCCUAGUGAUGCUGGAUAUCUUUUCAGGGGCUUAUUUUUGAUGACAGUUGUUAUCAGAGAAAGUAUUAUUCUUGAGGAAGAGUUCUCAAGGUGCAAAGGUAGUGGGACUCAGAAACAUGAGAGUCUUUGUGCCAUUGUUUCAUUCAGGCCACAGAAUCGUAACAAGUCUCUAUUCCUUCCUACCAAGCUGUCUAUCUUAGAAUAUUAA